AUGGUUAACAAUAGUAAACCAUCUAUGUUCGCCAACCAACAAGGUCUUGAACAAAUUAAAAAGGUGAUUGACGGUCUGCAAAAAACUCCGUUCACUAACCGACAAUUGAGAGAAGCCGUCGGCCUAAUCAGGCAGGAGCUUAAGGCUCUUAGACAGAAGUUGAAGAAAGAGAAGAUGACUGAGAAAGAUGAUGUGAUAAAUGCUUUGAAUGACUUAAAAAGCUUUGGUCUUGGAGAUAGUGAUUGGACAUUAGGCAACACAAAAUGGAAAACUACGCACAAUUUAAAAAGCAUUGAGAUUGACCUUAGAAAUCAAAAUGCUAUUUUGCCUCAGCAAACAGAAAUAAUUGGCAAGGCUAUAAAAGAAAUUCGUGGACAACUUGCAUCAAUUGGAUACAGGUUGAAUGAUUAUGGAUCAUAUGAUGACGUCGUUGACCAGUUGCAAAGGUUGGCCAAUUACAUCGGUAAAGGCAAAAGCACAAAUGGAUACAGUCUCAAUCUUCAAGCAAUCCACGAUGAAAUUGCAAAGUUACAAUCCGGUGAUUUUACAUCCAAUCCACAAGCCAUAGGGGAAGCCAGCGAGGCAAUCAAGGAUGCACUCAAAGAGCAGAGGAGCACGCUGGACAGUGACGUCAUUGAAAAGCUGGGUGAUUUGAAGGACAAAGGGAUGAGUAACGAGGCAAGUUGGAAUGAUGAUAACAAUGCUAAGGGCUUGGAGAAUAUUGAAAAUGGCCUUCACGCUCAACAAAGUGAGUUGACUGGACAACCCAAGAACAUAGAGCAAGGCGUCACCCAAAUCACCGCGGAGCUUGACGAGCUGAGGAGUGAGUUGCAGGGUAAGGAUGCCGGUGAGCCAAAAGAAAGAGGCGUGAUCAAGAAUAUGGAAUUUAUGAUAAAGAAGAUUGGUAAGGACAAAAAUGAAGGUCUUGAAAAAAUCAAGAAAGACAUUGAAGAUCUCAACAGGGAUACAGUCCCUGACAUCAACAAAUUCCUUGGUGAACUGUGCGCCAAGAUUGCGAGCGAAGCCGGUAGUGUGGAUUGGAAGUUGGGGCUUUUCAAAGAAAAUAACAUCGACAAAGCACUCGAAAAAAUCAAGAGUGACAUCCACGCCCUCCGCACCGGUGACCUCCAGGAGGCCAUCGCCAUGUGCGACAAGUUCCUAACCAACGCCGAUUACAUAAAAUGGGAGAAAGUAGAAAACAUUGAACGCUUCGUAGACAGUGAGAUUGAAAAGGCAAUCGCGGAGCUCAGCAAGCAGGCGCGGCGGGACUACGUGGAGUCCGCCAGGGACGCGCUGAAACACUUCGCCGACAAGGUGGCCGAGGAGCUGGGGGAGCUGCCCGGCGAGAUAAACAGGGAUCUCUUCGUGGGCUUCAAGGGCUUCAUGAAAUACGUGUACGGACAUUUUGAUAACCUCGAAAGCGUGAUGGAAGAGAAGGAAAUUCAAGCAUUGUCCUCCGCGUUCCAGAAUUUCUUCGCGCCGCUCGACGAGUAUCUCCGUGAGGAGAUUGAGAGAGUGAAGAAGCAGAGUGACGACGAAAAGAAUCCCUCACUGCCGAAGUCGGAAGAGCCCUACGCCGCCGAGUGGGACGCCGUGCACAGCGAUGUCAACGCCCUGCUCAAUUACCUCUGCGUGACGCAGGGCUUCGACGACAGGCUGCGAGGCCUGCUCCACAACCUCACCGACGCGCUCACACAGCUGACUCCGCAGUCGUUCCAGAAGCCCUCCACUCCCACGCUGGACUCCGUGAGCAGGGGACUCAGUGCCUUCGUCGGGGAGUUCGGCGGUGCGUACGUCUCUCGCUACUCGGGAGCGCAGUGCCGGGAGGCUGACGCCGACAAGUACGCCAAGGUGUUGCUGAGCAUCAUCCCGAUGACGCACGAGGCGCUUAGCAACUUGGCAGAGAAAUGCGGCAACAACUGGCGAAGCUAUAAGAUAUGCAAGCUCACCGGCGACGACAGGGACAACGGCCUGGGCAACUACCUCACCAAAUGCGGCUUCAAGGUGUCACCCACCGACGGACUCCAGGUGGGGGAAUUGCAAAAUCGUUUUUCGGGCGGCGCAGUUCAUGAGCUACUUGCAUCCCCAGUUGCCGACGUGACCACCAAAAUGCUGGUCGGUGGCAAGCCUGCAGAAAAUGGAAUUAAUGUCGUAGACUUAGUUGCGCUUUUCUAUAACAUGCUUUGUCGCUACCUCCAGGUCUGCCACCUUAAAGUACACGAAUCGCCCAGGUACCCCUGCACGGUGAGGGACAUGUUGUCUUGGCUCUCAGGCCUGCAGUACACUCCGGUGGCGGACAAACUGCCUGACCACUGCAGGGCGUUGCUCAACCGCAAGUGCGACGAUAACGAUGCCCCCAACAGGGACGACGAUGUCAUGGCACAGUGUAUUAAUAGUCUGCCUUAUGUCAUAGCAUCAGCGUGUUCACACGCCGACUCUCUGCUAAUCGCAAUCCAGGGCCACGGCCGCGGCUUUGACCUCGCCGCCUACCCCUACUCCGUCGACUUCGCCAACAACACCGCACAGCUGUACUACCCGGCCGACCCCGACGAGCUGCUUGAUAUGCUGAGACAGAUAGUCUGCCGUCUGUGCCCCGUGCUGUAUUUCCUCUACGCCCAGUGCUGCCGUGCCACCGCCACAACCAAGGGCUGGCGGGAGUGCCACUACGGUCGGCAGGUGCCGUCCUCCCACUGGCAAUGUAACACUCUCGACAAGCAGCCCGAUGACGCAACUCACAACUGCCCGCCCACCUCGCCGCUCCAGUCCUUCCUCACCGACAGCUGUCCCAGCCUCCUGCCGCAUAAGCUCAGUGUAGUUGACAAUGCCAUCGAAUGCGUCGACUGCCCCGGCAAUCAACCCGGCCAGCAGUGCCUCACCCCGCUCGGCUUCUGGGACCUUGGACUCGCUGCCUCCAUGGCACGCUCCGGCAGGGAACUUGCGAAGUCACUCGGCCGUCUCUGCAGUGACGCCGACGCCUGCCUCUUCCAACUCUGCCGAACGCUGCGCUUGCUGUGCCCCUCAGCACCGCAGUCACUCGGCGACGUGUUCGCGCUGUUCAGUCAUCUGCUGAGAAUGUGGAACCACGAAUCGUCCCGGCGUGCGUACUCUCACCAUGAGAGUUACCAAACGCACCUGAACGGUGAGGCCAUCGACAAGCUGUUCCCUCUGUGGACACAGCUCCACGGCAGUUACCAGAACAGCAAUCUCACCAACGCGCUCAAGGCACUCGCCGGGCACGACCAUGACAACUCAGGGCACAAUGCCCUCUCAUGUCUCUCCGCCGAGCCCCCUUGUCAAUCACCCAGUGGAUGCGCCCCCUUCCUCCAGCCGCUGGCGCUGCACGCCAACCACACCUUCCCGCAGAAGCACGCACAGCUGUAUAUCUCGGGUAGUGUGGCUGGCAUGGCAGUUAUGGGAUCUGCUGGAGUCCCUGCUAGAAGCCUUGUCCAACAUCGACUGCACGGCCCACGGCUGCGCCACGUGCCUCUGUCAGCCAGGCAACCACGGCGACACGGACGCCUGCCACUGCCCGUCACUCGUCGAAUGCGGCGGACCCCUGCCGACGCUCUACCGCUACGGAUUCACAUACCGCAACGCCCACGCCCUGCUCGCCGGCAGCCAGAAGAUACGGUGCAGUGA
This is a messenger RNA of Babesia ovata, 3639 nucleotides long. Its product is annotated as Extracellular matrix-binding ebh. NCBI's taxonomy places the organism in Eukaryota, Apicomplexa, Aconoidasida, Piroplasmida, Babesiidae. The record is from RefSeq and is a predicted model, not a curated record. The transcript has a single exon. Bases 1 to 3639 code for a protein of 1212 amino acids.